Messenger RNA from Planococcus citri (citrus mealybug), 1622 nucleotides. It is a transcript of the gene IFT57, whose product is annotated as intraflagellar transport 57. Gene Ontology annotation, biological process: intraciliary transport; non-motile cilium assembly. Gene Ontology annotation, cellular component: cilium; centrosome; intraciliary transport particle B. The coding region runs from base 317 to 1543 and encodes 408 amino acids. The transcript has 8 exons. Lineage: Eukaryota; Metazoa; Arthropoda; Insecta; Hemiptera; Pseudococcidae. The record is from RefSeq and is a predicted model, not a curated record.
CUGAAAAUGAACGACAUUUUCAUCGACGAUUUAUUCCCAAAUUUCGGAGAAAAUUUGUGGAAUAAAUAAAAUUUCAAAUUUGAAAUUUCUUUGUUUCAUUUUCAUUUCAUUUGUGGCAGCACUGUAUAUUUUUUCGGUCCAAAAAGUGUACUUCGUUGUGAGGUACACUUUGAGGUGAUGUUUAUUUUGUUUGUGUUUUAUUUUAUUUUUGUUGUGAUACUGAAGCGAUUAGUAAAUUUGAGUUGAUGUUGAAACGACAAUGAGAAGAUUUAUUUGAAAUUCAAUUUGAAGCCCGACCUAUCGAACUCAUCCAAGCAUGUCAGAAGACCCAGAAAUUCCAUCUCGAGGCCAGUCGUCGAACACAGACGCUGAUAAUGAAUCCGGCGAUCCAUUUUCAGUGUUUUCUCAAAUGGAAGACGUCUACGAAAAGUUGAAGCUGCUGAACCACGAGAAGGAAUUCAUUAAAGAAUACAAAUUGCGCCCUUUGAACAGGCAUUAUUUCGCUCUACAAACCAAUCCCGGAGAGCAAUUUUAUGCAUUUUCUUUACUGGCAGCUUGGCUGAUUCGUAAAUGUGGCACGAUAAUCGACACACCUCAAGAAUACGACGAUCCUAAUUCAACUAUCGCUGUUAUAUUGGAUGCUGCUCGUAAAGAGGGAAUUCCAGUUGACUUCUCUCCUGGCAAAUUGAAACAAGGGUAUGGAAAAUUUGUCGUUAUGCUCCUGAAUCAAUUAGUCGAUAGAGUACUUGAAAAGACGAAAUUCAAGUUCAAAAAACUGUUCCCUCCGGUCGAGGUAGCCGACGAAGAAACCAUCGUAGAAGACGAUUCGGAAUUACUUUUGGAACGAAUUGAAGAGGAAAUGGUUGCCGAAGAAAUGGAUUCCGAAGACGACGAAGAUAUACUUUUCAACGUCGACGAUCUGACUAAACUUAAUUCUCAUUCGCGUAAAGCUGACGAAGUGCUACAGACGAAUAUAACCAACGACGAAUGGCAAUUAGAAGUAGAAAGGGUUUUACCAUCUUUGAAAUUGACUAUUAAGACUGAUAAUAAAGAUUGGCGUGGUCAUCUAGAGCAAAUCAAAACGUAUCGGACGACGAUCAACGAAUCGAUGACGUCGGUGAAAUCUCGUCUGGAAAAAUUAUCCAGGGAUAUUUCCGAAAACAUGGAGAAAAUCACGAGUCGCGAGAAAUUCCUCAAUUCAAACUUGGAUUCGUUGUUGAGCGAAUAUCGUACCGUUCGAGAUGAAUACUUCAAAGUGAACGCUCAAUUUCGUGACUUGAACUCCGGUGUUAUGGAAAGGCAACGUAAGUUGACUCGAGUCAGCGAAGAAUUGGAAGCUUUGAAGCAAGAAGUUGAGGAACGUGGAACUGUUAUGACCGAUGGAACUCCGUUGAUCAAUAUCAAAAAAGCUCUAUCCAUUUUGAAAGAAGAUGUCGCCAAUAUGAAUGUACAAAUUGGUGUUUUACAGCAUGAUAUUCUCCAUUCCAAACUACAAGAGAAAUUAUUGAUGCUUCAGAAAGUACAAUCGCAAGUCUACGCGUGAUGAAAAAUUCGAAAAACCUGGAAAAAAUGUAAAGAAAAUGAGAAAAAUUAAAAAAUAUAUUCUUAUUCAUAAUUUCGUA